Lycium ferocissimum is the source of this 1480-nucleotide messenger RNA. Its product is annotated as heme-binding-like protein At3g10130, chloroplastic. The record is from RefSeq and is a predicted model, not a curated record. The transcript has 8 exons. NCBI's taxonomy places the organism in Eukaryota, Viridiplantae, Streptophyta, Magnoliopsida, Solanales, Solanaceae. Bases 23 to 1183 code for a protein of 386 amino acids.
AGAACAGAGGACUAAAAAACAAAUGGCCAUUUCACAACUUUCCAACCUCAUCUUCCUACCAUCACUUCACCGGCAAACUAUUUUCCAGCAAUGCCACCCCACUUCAGUUUUUCUCACACCCCCAAAAAAAACAAAUACAAAAACUAUUAAAUAUGGAAAAAAAUUCAAGUGGAUAACUUAUCAAAGUUUAGUUGAUAAACAGAGCCUAGUAACAAGUCCAACAGUUGAUAUGAAAAAAUUAGUGGAAUUUUUAUAUGAUGAUCUUCCUCAUCUAUUUGAUGAUCAAGGAAUUGAUCGUAAGGCUUAUGAUGAUUAUGUGAAGUUUAGAGACCCAAUUACUAAACAUGAUUCAAUUGAUGGUUAUUUGUUUAAUAUUGCCAUGUUGAAGCAAUUGUUCAGGCCUGAUUUUCAGCUUCAUUGGGCUAAACAGACAGGGCCCUAUGAAAUAACUACAAGGUGGACUAUGGUGAUGAAGUUCGUUCUUCUUCCAUGGAAACCUGAAUUAGUCUUCACAGGCACUUCCGUUAUGGGCGUCAAUCCUAAAACGAACAAGUUUAACAGUCACGUGGACUACUGGGAUUCGAUUCAGAAUAAUGAUUAUUUUUCUCUAGAAGGUUUGUUCGAGGUCAUGAAACAGUUAAGGAUUUACAAGACCCCCGACUUGGAAACGCCCAGUUAUCAGAUACUAAGAAAAACAGCAGCUUACGAGGUAAGGAAAUAUGAUCCUUUCAUAGUUGUAGAAACAGAAGCCGACAAUCUCGCAGGAAAUAGAGGUUUCAAUGAUGUUGCGGGGUACAUAUUUGGCAAAAAUUCAACGACAGAGAAGAUACCGAUGACUACUCCUGUCUUCACUCAGGCAUUUGAUGCUGAAAAAUCUAAAGUGUCAAUCCAAAUAGUUCUCCCAUCGGAUAAAUCUUUGAGCAGCUUACCAGCUCCCAAUAAAGAAGGUAUUAGCUUAAGGAAAACGGAAGGAGGCAUCGCUGCUGCACUAAAAUUUAGUGGAAAACCAACAGAUGAUGCUGUUCAAGAAAAGGAGAAACAACUCCGAUCCAGUCUUAUAAAAGACGGUCUCAAACCUCAAUCUGGUUGUAUGCUUGCUCGCUACAAUGAUCCUGGUCGCACGUGGAAGUUUAUAAUGAGGAAUGAAGUUAUUAUAUGGCUUGAAGACUUCAAGAUGGAUUGAAUCUUGGUUAUUUCAUUGUCCCAUGGAGUCUAUCGGAAAUAGUCGACUGAGUCUGUCAAUUAUUUUUACCAACGUAGAAAAGCGUGUUUUUGGUAGUCUCUGGUGUUCAUAUAUUGACUCUCAUUCUCAAAAUUGUUGAGAGUUUCAGGAGUGCAAGACAGGAGAUUGACAAGCAAAAGACAGUUUAGAAAAAUGUACUUAUACUGAACAGUUCCACAAGCAAUGAAAUUACGGUUUACUGUAUUUUUUAUGCACGGGCCAUGUCUGAAAUGUUUAGAGAUUUUUUUUUUGUUGUUG